CUCCUGCUGUGACCAUUCAUUGGUACCAGAAAUAAAAGCCUAGACGACCUCGAGGGUCUUGCUCCCCUCCUGUAGCAGAAGCAAGAUGCAGCCUGCCUUGGCCCUCUGGUUGCCCUUACUGCCGCUCCUCCUGGUGCUUCCAGGACAGACUCAGAACCUCCAGGAGGAGCCUACUCUAAGUUCUGUGAACUGCAACCAGAAACAGCCAGUGUAUGAGCUGGUGAAAAGUGUGCCAGGUUCUGUGGAUGAGAAUGGCCUGUGCCAUUGCGUAGUUCACCUGCCCAACAACCACACCCCCCUGAAGCAGCUGGAGCAGCUACAGGCUAUAACCCAGGAGCUCAUGCACAAGUAUGAUCAGGAGCUCUCCAGGGAGGCCCCGACCUACAGCCUGCUACGCCUGGAGCUGGAGGGAGCACGGGAGUUGGUGACCCAGCUUAUGGCCAAGGGAGGAGGUAGUGUGACUGAGGACCUCCUUUCUCAACUCCAGAGCCAGGUGGCGAAUGCCAGCCUCUCACUCAAGCUUCUGGCUGACUCUGACCAGCGCAACCUACGAGCUUACCGCCAGGAGGUGGAUGUCCUUGAGAGCCGGCUCAUUGAUUGUGAAAGGGAGAAGUGGCAAGAGGCUUCUGGUCCACCCCUGCCCCCUGGUUCUUGUGCCCAUGGAGGCCUCCAGAGAGUCAGCAGACCUCUUGUGGUGCAACUCAAUUGGAGAGGCUUCUCCCACAAGGCAGGUGCCUGGGGUCGAGACUCGACACCCAAUCCAGACUCUUCCCUCUAUUGGGUGGCUCCUCUGAGUUCAGGCGACAGGUACUUUGACUACUACCGGCUGUACAAGUCCUAUGAUGACCUGGUGCUGAUGAAGAACUAUGUGGAGAGGUCAAUGGGCUACGGUGAUGGCAGUGGUAAUACCGUGUACGAGAACUUCAUGUUCUUCAACUACUACGGCACACGUGACAUCGCCAAGGUGAAUCUCUCCUCCAACACUCUGCUGCGACGACGCCCGCUGCCCAGCGCCACCUACAACAACCGCUUCUCCUAUGCUGGUGUGUCCUGGAAAGACAUAGAUUUUGCUGGUGAUGAGAAGGGGCUGUGGGUGCUCUAUGCCACUGAGGAGAGCAAGGGAAACCUGGUUGUGAGUCGUCUCAAUACCAGCACCUUGGAAGUGGAGAAAACCUGGCGCACCAGCCAGUACAAGCCAGCCAUGUCGGGAGCCUUCAUGGCCUGUGGAGUGCUCUAUGCCUUACGCCCCCUGAGCACCCGCCAAGAGGAGAUCUUCUAUGCUUUUGAUACCACCACUGGGCGGGAGCGCCAUCUCAGCAUCCUGCUGGAUAAGAUGCUGGAAACGCUGCAUGGCAUCAAUUACUCCCCCUCGGAUCACAAGCUCUAUGUCUACAAUGAUGGCUACCUGAUCAAUUAUGACCUCAGCUUCCUGACACUGAAGCACAAGCAAUCAAAACUACCAGCUGGAAAGUUCUCCUGGCUUCCUACUGUACCACAUCCGGUCACACCCAAGAAAACUUCCAGGCCCUGACCCCCUGGGGCAGAGUACUGGGAGAAUCAUGUCUCCUUCUCAUCCUCCAGAUGGAUCACCCCCCAAAAUGGCCAUCAGUCCUACUGAUUGAGAAAUGUUGAUUAGAUCUUCAUUAUUGAUGAUUCUUUAUAAUUGAUAAUUCUAUAGAAUCAAUAACUCAAUCUUCACAUUAAAGUUCUUUUUAGU
This is a messenger RNA of Ailuropoda melanoleuca (giant panda), 1717 nucleotides long. RefSeq names its product olfactomedin-4. NCBI's taxonomy places the organism in Eukaryota, Metazoa, Chordata, Mammalia, Carnivora, Ursidae. Gene Ontology annotation, biological process: signal transduction. Bases 86 to 1531 code for a protein of 481 amino acids. The record is from RefSeq and is a predicted model, not a curated record. The transcript has 7 exons.